Chaetura pelagica (chimney swift) is the source of this 720-nucleotide messenger RNA. It is a transcript of the gene HDDC2, whose product is annotated as HD domain containing 2. The record is from RefSeq and is a predicted model, not a curated record. Gene Ontology annotation, molecular function: 5'-deoxynucleotidase activity. The transcript is spliced from 6 exons. Gene Ontology annotation, cellular component: cytoplasm. The coding region runs from base 1 to 672 and encodes 223 amino acids. Lineage: Eukaryota; Metazoa; Chordata; Aves; Apodiformes; Apodidae.
AUGAGGCUGGGGAGGCCCCUGCGGGCGGCGCUGGCCGUGCCUGCUCCCGGCCCGGGGAGGCGGUGUCUCCGCGUCCCGGCACAGCCGCUGCGGGGCCCGGCGAGGCCUUCCGAACUCAAGGUGACGCUCUCUCUCCUCACGCAGCGGGUGCCGCGCACGGGAUGGGUGUACAGGAACGUGGCGAAUCCAGAGAGCGUGUCCGACCACAUGUACAGGAUGGCGAUGAUGGCCUUGGUGACCGAAGACAAAAGCCUGAACAAGGACAGGUGCAUACGAUUAGCUUUGGUACAUGAUAUGGCUGAAUGCAUUGUUGGAGAUAUUGCUCCUGCAGAUAAUAUCUCAAAAGAGGAGAAACACAGGAGGGAAGAGGCAGCUAUGCAACAACUGACACAGCUUCUACCUGAGGACCUUAGAAAAGAAAUCUAUGAACUCUGGGAAGAAUAUGAAAACCAGUGUACUUCAGAAGCCAAGUUUGUAAAACAGUUGGAUCAGUGUGAGAUGAUCCUGCAAGCAUUUGAAUAUGAAGAGUUGGAAAACACACCUGGCAGACUGCAAGAUUUUUACAAUUCAACUGCUGGAAAGUUUGUUCACCCAGAAAUACUCCAGCUUGUAUCAUUGAUUAACACAGAAAGGAAUAAAAAAAUAGCUGCUACAUCUCAUCCACACUCCUAAGGUGUUUGUAAACGCUGUAGCUGUAAUAAAUCCUUUGUUUUACAUUCU